Molecule: messenger RNA, 555 nt
Organism: Vanderwaltozyma polyspora DSM 70294
Lineage: Eukaryota; Fungi; Ascomycota; Saccharomycetes; Saccharomycetales; Saccharomycetaceae
Gene: SUE1
Product: Sue1p
Exons: 1
Coding region: 1-555 (184 amino acids)
Cellular component (GO): mitochondrion
Source: RefSeq, a predicted model, not a curated record
AUGAAUACAGUAUUGAAAUUUCAAAGAUAUUCAUAUGUCAGAUGCUAUUCAUCUACCCCAAUAAGGUUUAUGAAACGUAAGAUGUCAAGUGAUACAGAGCAUAUUUUCAGAUCACUGCCUAGAGUCCCCACGACACAGUUCCUAGAAUCAACGACUUUGACAAAUGAUAUUUUGUUUAGUGGAUAUAGACCAAUUACUUAUCCAGUAAAGGAAAACCCAUUGUUUAGAAAUACUGGAAACACAAAGAAUAUAUUUGGCCAAGAUCUGGUGAAUGCAGAAAGCAAUAGCAAUGACGCAUCCUUACUACAGGAACAUGACAAAAAUAUAACCAGCCAAGAAUUCAAUACAUUAUCUGGUGAUAGAGGCACUGGUGGAAUAAAAUCUGGUGGCGUGAAUGGCACUUGGAGAUUUAAUCCAAGAGUACCUUCAAAAUUAUUGCCUUAUAGCUGGUGGUCUACUUCAAUUAUGGGUAUGGAGUAUUAUCCAGAAUGGAAAAACAUCCCUCGUAAAGUAGUCAAAGAUUUGAAACCUUACCAACUAGUAGAUAAGGAAUAA